Messenger RNA from Aspergillus versicolor CBS 583.65, 2025 nucleotides. Its product is annotated as arylsulfotransferase family protein. The transcript is spliced from 4 exons. Lineage: Eukaryota; Fungi; Ascomycota; Eurotiomycetes; Eurotiales; Aspergillaceae. The coding region runs from base 1 to 2025 and encodes 674 amino acids. The record is from RefSeq and is a predicted model, not a curated record.
AUGCCUUUCCUCCCGGCCAUCACUUUGGGAUCAUCUGCCCCUUCCCUCUUCUCGAUUACUUUUCUCUUGAUAGCUGUAUUGAGCGGAUUACAGGCAGUAUCCGCAGAAUUCGACGCAGCUUUCAAAUCGCGCCCCGACCUUUUCUCCCCGAUUGUCACCUUCGAGCGCCGCAUUCCGCAAAAACUUCAUCCUGGGUACAUUUUUAUCGGGCCGUACGAGGCAACGAACUCAGGUCCUUAUAUUUACGAUAAUGAUGGGAACUUAGUUUGGAGCGGUUGGGGCAAUUCCGGCCCUGGGAAUGCUCACGGCAUGCACGUAUGCGAAUACAAGGGCAAAGACCACUUGUGCUUUUUCCAGGGGGUUCAACAGAAUGGCUAUUGCAGGGGUCAUGGCGUUAUCAUGGACAGCCAUUACCAAAUCGUCAAGACCGUGGUCCCCGGCGGCGGCAUGGCAUCGAGCGACAUGCAUGAGUUCAAACUCGUUGACGGCGGCAAGCGGGCCUUGCUGACGGUUUACCAGCAGCGGCAAUUUGAUAUGAGUAUAUGGAACAUAAAAAAGGGCAUGGGCUGGUUGAUGGAAAGCGUAUUUCAAGAGGUGGACGUCGAAACAGGCAGGGUUUUGUUCGAAUGGAGAUCGCUCGACCAUGUCGACCCGUCUGUUAGCUAUACACAUCCUGGCUCUACGGAUACUUCAGGCACCGGGCUGGAACCGCGCUCCCCGUGGGAUUACUUCCAUAUCAACUCAAUCGAUAAGGACGAGGGGGGGAACUACCUCAUUUCGUCGCGCCACACUUGCGCAAUCUACAAGAUCUCGGGCCGUGAUGGAUCUAUCAUCUGGCAGUUGCAUGGCGCGACGCCAUCGUUCAAUAAUACUAAUUUCAGUUUCUCGCAGCAACAUGAUGCGCGGUGGAUGAGUCAAAACAGAACCCAUACCCAGCUCUCGCUGUAUAACAACGGGUACAACGGGUACAACAGGACGCAUUGGUACUCCUCAGGAAUGAUUGUUCUAAUCGACCAUAUGAACAAGACAGCCACGCAGCUGCAAGACUACGGACCAGAUAAACUCAGCAUGAUCAGCUCCAGCCAAGGCAACAUGCAAGUGCUAUCGAACGGAAACAUUUUCAUGGGCUGGGGAAACAAUGCCUACCUUUCCGAGCACGACGAGGAGGGCAAUCUGCUGCUAUGGGCCAAUAUCGGAAAGGGCAAUAUCAUGAACUAUCGAGCCCAGAAGUUUCGCUGGGUGGGAAAUCCCACCGACAUCCCAGCUCUCUGGACAUAUUCCAAGGGCAGCUAUAAUUCCACCGCGACGACCUUUUACGCCAGCUGGAAUGGCGCAACGCGUAUCAAAUACUGGCGAUUCUACGGCACGAACAACUCCACUGGCAACUAUACACUCCUCCACCGCGUCCGCAAGGACGGGUUCGAGACCUCGUACACGGCAUCUGAAUUCUACCGCUAUAGUUAUGCGGAAGCAGUGGAUUCGCAGGGGAAUGUUCUCGGUAGAUCGCGCAAACAGUUUACCUUUACCCCGUCACCGGGCCUCCAGGAAAACUGCGAAGAAACCACCUGCGAGAAUACAUAUUACUACGGCGAUGGCGAGAAAGGCGCAGCGGCAACUGUCCCCGAGGUCGGGCUCAAUACUGUUCCCUGGGUGGACCCCGACCAUCCCGGAGCGCAUCUCAACUGGGGGAAUACAAGGCCUACAACAGCUCCCGAAGAUAAAAACCCGGGCGCUUUGGAAGAAGCAUACAACCGCGUAGGAUGGUUCGCACCGACCAUGGGUGUUCUCUUCACCGGGAUCGGCAUCUACAUCGUGCUCAGGGUAUAUCGAAAACACCAGUUCUCCGACAGAGCGAGACGAAGCUCGUCGGAAGAAGAAGACUUGGACCUGGACGGGGCCCGCGAGGCGAAAGCUUCAUUCCGAGUUUCGAGUUUGCCCUGGUGGAGCUGGCGCCGCUGGACGGCUGGUGAGCCAGCGCGGUACUUUCCUCUGUCAGAGAGACGUGGACGUGCGUGGGAUAGAUAG